Hylaeus anthracinus is the source of this 2867-nucleotide messenger RNA. Its product is annotated as facilitated trehalose transporter Tret1-2 homolog. Gene Ontology annotation, biological process: transmembrane transport. The transcript has 5 exons. The coding region runs from base 509 to 2011 and encodes 500 amino acids. Lineage: Eukaryota; Metazoa; Arthropoda; Insecta; Hymenoptera; Colletidae. The record is from RefSeq and is a predicted model, not a curated record. Gene Ontology annotation, cellular component: membrane. Gene Ontology annotation, molecular function: transmembrane transporter activity.
CCAUCUAUCCCUUCCUGUCUAUAAAGUCCACUUAAAACAGAAGCGAGUCUUUGAAAUCUCAACUUUGACUAGAACCGCGAGAUUUCUAGAUUUAUCGAUCGAUUUAUGUGGAAUCACAGAUUGUAUCGACGCGCACUAAUCGAUCGAGACACGUGUCGGUUCGAACGAAAUAAAACUGAACGUUAAUCGUUCAAACGCAAAGAAUGACUGCAGAUAAAUUUUUGAUUUAACGCAUUCAGUUGCACGAUACGAUAUCUCGGCGUGGGAUUAUAUUUGAACAAGUCAUUAUCAGAAAAAGAAACAAAGAAAAAGGACACUACGCCGUUGACUACCUGUAAAGAAUCGAAUUAAAGGAUUAAGCGUCGUUGAAUCGAGAUAAAAUAAUAAGUUAUCGCGAUAAGAGGCGAUCUAACGCGUCUAGCGAUACGAAAUUUUUGGAAUAUUUUACGUCUCGACGCAGCGUUCGUGAAAAGUCCACCCGAGGAUUAGAGCGAGUCUCGCCAAUGGGAUGAAUAACUCGAACGGGAACGUGGACAAGCAAUCAACAGCUAAGAUGGAACCCGACGUGGACGAGGCGAAGAGGCGGGAGAAGAAAGGUGUUACUUAUCAGAUAAUCAUGGCAUUGUGUGCGAAUUCCUCUGUUCUGGGGCCUGCCAUGGCCUUCGGCUAUAGUGCUGUGGCACUGGAUCCAUUAAUGGCACCCACGAGCGACAUCAAAAUUGACAAGGUUCAAGCAAAUUGGAUAGCCACGGUGACAGCGUUGGGGAUUCCGUUUGGCUGCAUUCUCUCCAGCUACACCAUGAGACGCGGAAGAAAACUGAGCUUGCUGAUAACGUCCAUCGUUUCCGUGGCGGGCUGGAUCGUCAUAUACACGUCUGGGUCGUACCAACAGAUCCUCGUGGGUAGAAUUAUAUCCGGAAUUGCGACCGGUUCGGCCUCGGUCCCAGCGACUGUCUACAGCGCGGAAGUUGCCUCUCCUAAAUGGCGCGCCACGAUGGUUACAUGGACCAGCGUGGCCAUUGCCAUCGGAGUCCUCAUUGUUUACAUUUUCGGCUACCUGUUUAAGGACAACUGGCGAUUGGUGGCUCUGAUGUGCGCCUUGUUUCCGUUGGUCUCGGGCGCGCUAACCUUGGCCGUCGUCCCAGAAACCCCGAUCUGGUUGCGGGACCGAGGUCGUCUAGACCAGGCACUGGAGUCCCUGAAGAGAUUCCGAGGCAUUCCAAAAAAUACAUCCCCCACGUCGGAGCUGCUGCAAGAACUGCGACAACGGCCGCAGAAGAAGAAGCAGAACCUGCUGAAGCAUCUGCUGAAGAGGAACGCCUUGAUGCCGUUCGGCAUCAUGCUCGCUUACUUCUUCUUCCAGCAGUUUUCUGGAAUAUUCGUGGUGGUCUAUUACGCGGUGGACAUUAUUCGUAGCGCCGGUAUCACGAUAGACCCUUACCUAGGGGCGGUCCUGAUAGGGUUCACCAGGUUGGUGGGCAGCGUGCUGGUGGCCUGCCUGUCAGGAAAGUUCGGUCGACGAAUACCCUCGAUAGUUUCUGGAUCUGGGAUGACGAUCUUCAUGGGGAUACUGUCUGUCUACCUGGUGAUGGAGGACAGAGGCUAUGUCAUCAAGGACGGCGGCGUGAUACCCGUGGUCUGUGUAUUAGUAUACAUUUUCUCGAGUACCUUGGGCUUCCUGGUGGUUCCUUUCGCCAUGGUGGGCGAAGUGUACCCUGCCAAAGUCAAGGAAGUGCUGACAGGACUGACCACCUGCGUGGGAUACAUCUUCAGCUCGGUCACCGUCAAGACGUACCCCGACAUGGAGGCCGCGAUGGGCAGGCACGGUGUGUUUAUCUUCUUCACGGUGUUGUCGUUGGCGGGCACGUUGUUCGUGGUGUUCUUCUUGCCUGAAACCAAAGGCAAGACGCUGACGGAGAUCGAGGAAAUGUUCUCGCGGAAGAAAUGUCUGGUCGAUCUACAAGAGAAGGAGAGAAUGAUGGACCUCAAAGACGUUACCUCGGAACCGUAGACUUCCUUGAGGAUUAACUCCAGUUGGGGGAACGUGAAAAAUUGUUUGUUGAUAUCAGUGUGUGCGAGAGGUCGAGGCUGUUGCUUCAGAAUGACGUCGCUUUUCUCAGAUUCGAUGGCGUGUCGUACUUGUACUUUUAAUCGCAAAUCAGCGUUCCAUGUGGAUCUCGUUUGGUACUCUUUAUUUAAUGUUCCGGCUUUUUUGUUUUAAACUGAUGCCUAGUUUUAAAUAAAAAAUUGGAAACAUUAAAAAAGAAUUCCUGUCGGGGAUACAUAGAACUAUUGUAUCUCGUUCUAAAAUCUUGCCAGCUAACUGAAGUAAGAUUUGAACCUGAAAAACGAAAGGAAACUGUAAAUACUGUUCAAGAACGUUUAAAAUUGAUGUACUAAGGAAAUUUUUAAAUGUAGUUUAAUAUAUACGGUUGUAGAUACUGUCUAAAAAUGCUUGAGGUUUAUAAACUAACGAACGAUGUAGUUAAGCAUUUUUCGAAUCUGUUUUUUAAGAAUAGCGAAGAAAUGAAUUUGCAUUUCAACUAGUCUAGUAUUCUAUUGGAUGAUAAAUAAUCAUGUUAGCUACUUUUCGAUUAAGAAACGUGUUCCCUUAUGUAUAUGCAGCUUUUUUAUUUAACAAGUUACUAACAAUAAGUGAGAUUACCAAGCUAAGCAACGAUUAUCUGCCGUCUGUGUUCACGUACUUUUAAUAUAAACUUCGACUAGGUUACAACAAGUCGGACGAAACAUUUUUAUACAAUCGAAAAGGUAUUCAAUAUUCCGAAAAGAAAUAAUCGUUUAUCAUGUCACUCUUCAAAUGUUUUGUGAGAUCGAUAAUUUUCAAAUAAAUUAUUAUAAACGACUGA